This is a messenger RNA of Phyllotreta striolata, 2895 nucleotides long. NCBI's taxonomy places the organism in Eukaryota, Metazoa, Arthropoda, Insecta, Coleoptera, Chrysomelidae. The record is from the annotation of a GenBank genome assembly.
AUGGGAAAGUGCGUUUUAGGGAUAUAUUUCUGUAUAUUUAUUCUAGAUAUCGCUUAUGGAUUAUUAGCUCCCACUUUGUGUAGCGAAAAUUCAAAUUGGCCAAAUUGCACAUCAAGAUGGAAACGGCGGACUGAUGAUAGUUUCAAAUGCACCUUGCCUCAGCAUCCAAUCAACGGCAGAUGGAUAAUCAUAAACGGCGAAGGAAAACCGGGCGAUGAUAUCGAAGUGAACACUAUACUAAAGGUAGAAUGCAGGGAGGGAUACAGAUUGAUUUCCCCAUCGCCCUUCGUACUCUGCGAUACCAGCUGGAACCCCAACCAUUUCCCCAAAUGCGAAAGAAAAUGCCCAUCGUUUUACUCGACUGCCACGACCACUCUGAAAUGCAUCGACAAGGAAGGGUACAAAAUCGGCUGCGACCAAGCAGUAGACGGUACAUAUUUGACGUUCGAUUGUAUCGCUUAUUACGAGGUACCGCCUGGUAAUAAAAGAAGCUUAUUUUGCAGGGACGGCACAUGGGAUUUCCCCAAGCCCGUUUGCCAGCCAGUUUGCGGCAAAAAAGUGAACAACGACACACUGACCCUUUCCUACGGCGGCAAGCCAGUCAAAGACCUGGAGUACCCUUGGGUGGUGGCGCUCUACCACAAGAAAGCCGGGGAGUUCCAGAACGUGUGCGGCGCCACUUUGGUCAGCAGACGGGUCAUCAUCACCGCUGCGCAUUGCGUAACCGACGAAUUCACCAACGCCCUGCCCAAAGAGGAGUUCGAAGUCGCCGCCGGUAAAUAUUACAACUCUUACGGGGAUCCCAGGGAUGUAUGGGCCCAAUAUCGCAAGCUAGCUAAAUUGAUCGUGAAAGAGGGUUAUCGAGGAUCUAGUCAAAUAUACGCCGCUGAUUUAGCCAUACUAGUUACGCAUAAGUUAUUCCGAUUGGGGCCAGUUGUCCAGCCGAUUUGCAUAAAUAACGUGCAGUCUAUUCAUUUGCACCACAAGCAAAUGGGAGAGGUGGCUGGUUGGGGUUUGACGGAAAGCAACGAGUCCGCGGAUCGUUUGCGCGUGAUAAAAAUCCCAUUCAAGGAGAGAAACGUGUGUAGCUUGGAACUGCCGGAGGAAUGGGAGAAAAAGUACAAUUUUUUGGACAAAAUUUGCGCGGGUUACUAUCGUCAGAACAUCAGCGUGUGCAAAGGAGACAGCGGCAGCGGUUUGGUGUUCCUCAACAGCGAAGACAACAGAUACUAUGUACACGGCAUCGUCAGCAUUGCGCCCAGUUUAAUGGAUUCUAAUUGCAAUUACGAGACUAAUGCAUUGUACACGAGCAUCGCUUAUUACUACAAUUUCAUCGAUUUGGAAAUGCAGAGACACUAUGUAGAAGAUUGUUUGCUACCCCCUUACCCAGACAACGGUUACUGGGUGUUGGAAAACGAAUCGGAAAAACAACCAGGUGCUAUAGUACCUUCCACGACGGUUCUAAAGUUUACUUGCAACAAAGACUACAAACUCUCCUCGCCCAGCGAGUUUUACCAAUGCGAAGACACUUACAACAUACCUACCUGCAACCUGGUGUGCCAGCCGUUGGACUUCCCGAAGAAGACGAUCCUGAACUGCAAGAAUAGCAGGGACCAGGUGAUCGACUGCGCGGAGGCCACCGACGGUUCCAGCGUGACCUACACCUGCCCGGUGGGCUUCGAAACAGACCGAGGCGUCCGCACGAGCACCAGGUACUGCAUAAGCGGUACCUACGGGAAUCCCAGACCGGAUUGCCUGGUGGCAGGCAGUGUUCCGAAACCCACGAGAAAACCCAAACCGACCAACUCCAUCGACGGUCGCAAGGUGAUCUGCACGUACGCCAGCUGGUGGGCGCACGAGGAAGUCCUUCCGGAAGACUUCGAUCCGAUGCUUUGUACGCACGUCGUUUACCAGUUCAUCGGGGUGUGGGACAAAGGGGACGUCAGGGUGCAGGAUGAUAACCUCGAUUUGGACCAGGAGGAAAGAGGUCUUUACAACAGGGUUACGGAUAUGAAGAAGAAGAACAAAGAUUUGAAGGUGCUGUUAAGCGUGGGCGGUACGGCGGCGAGUAACUCCAGUAUAUUCCGAAGGAUAUCCCAGCACGCCGCUAAAACGGGAGCGUUUUUGGGAAGCGCUGGGUACUUUAUAAAAACGUACCGAUUCGAUGGAUUGGACAUCGAUUGGCAGUUUCCCGAAUUGGAGGAUCUAGGAAAUUACAUACAGUUUUUGCAAGUUAUAAGAGAUGAAUUCGACAGGAACGGAUGGCUGUUGAGCGCUUCCGUGAAGACCGAAAUAUACGGGACAGGUUACAACGUUACGGCGAUGAAUGACCUAUUAGACUGGGUGACGAUCAAAUCGUACGAUUUCUACGGCUUUUGGAGCAAGUACACGGGCGAGCACAACGCGCUGUACCCCUCGUCGAAGGAGGACAAAAACGAGAAGAAAUACCUCAACAUGGACGCCGUCGCGAAGAAUUGGUUGCGGGCCGGCUUGAGCAAGGAGAAGCUCGUGCUGAGCGUCGCCUUCUACGGCAGGAGCUUCGCUUUGAAGGACCCGAACCAGCACGGGAUGCGCGCCCCCGUCACCGGCGUGGGGCCCGGUAUAGACGGGGGUUUCGUUAGGUACUACGAACUGUGCUCGCAGUACAAGAACUUCACCGAGGAAUGGGACGACGAUACGAAGUCGGUGUAUAAAUACAAUUCGACUUCUUGGAUCGGUUUCAACAGCAAAGACGCCGUUUGGAUCAGGGGCGAUUACGUGAAGAAAAGCGGUUAUGGCGGGGUGAACGUUUAUCCCUGGGACGGCGAUGAUAAUAAGGGCGUGUGCGGUAUGAGACAUAUUUUAUUGAAGCAUUUACAUGGAGGUAUGGGACAUCCCGUGAAAUGGGAAACUUAA